CCCCGUCGCGCCAUAGUGACUGUAGCCGUGGAGACAGUUACUUACCAACGGGCGCAACACUCAGCAACAGCAGCAGCAGCAUCUGGAAGUCACCGAGCGAGUGGGAGAGAGGGGAAAGAGAGCAGAGCCAGGGCAGAACUUUUCUCAAGGCAAAGCAUGCAGAGCUCCGAGGGAGGGUCAGACACCACGACCAGCGUGGCAGCGCUGCGGACAUCAUCUUCAGCUCAGGCCCCCGUGGUACAGCCUGUCCCAGCCUCCCAGCAGAGGGUGCUGGUUCAAGCUACAGGCUCAGCUCAGAAGGGAGGACAAGUACAGCAGCUUUCAGUACCCAGGGUUCAACAGGUCCCUCAGCAGGUGCAGCAGGUUCAGCAUGUCUACCCGUCCCAGGUCCAAUAUGUAGGAGAAAGUGGAGAGACUGUUUACACUAAUGGAACUAUCCGAACAGCCUACUCCUACAACCCCGAGGCUCAGUUGUAUGGGCAGAGCAGUGGGGGAACCUACUUUGACUCGCAGGCCAGUGGAGCUCAUGUCACCACGGUGGUCUCCUCUGCCAGUGGUGGGGUGCCCCCUCAUGGCAUGGUGGGCAUCGCUAUGGACGUGGGCAGCAGCCACAUCAUCUCCAGCGGAAGCACCUACCUGAUUCAUGGAGGCAGUAUGGAAGGAAGCCGCAACCACAUAUCGCACUCAUCACGCUCCUCCUCAGCUAUGCUUGAAAUGGCGAUUGAAAACCUCCAAAAGUCUGAAGGAAUUGCAAGUCACAAAAGCAGCCUGCUCAACAGCCAUCUGCAGUGGCUGCUGGACAACUAUGAGACAGCGGAGGGAGUGAGCCUGCCCCGGUGCUCUCUGUAUAACCAUUACUUACGGCACUGUCAGGAACAAAAGCUGGAUCCGGUCAACGCAGCCUCCUUCGGCAAGCUCAUCCGCUCUGUUUUCAUGGGCCUGAGGACCCGCCGCCUCGGCACCAGAGGCAACUCUAAGUAUCAUUACUAUGGCAUCCGGGUGAAGCCAGACUCACCGCUGAACCGGCUGCAGGAAGAUACCCAGUACAUGGCCAUGAGGCAGCAGCCUGUCCACCAGAAACAGAGGUUCAAACCUCUUCAGAAGGUGGACGGUAUGUCUGACAGCCUGUGUGGGAGCUCUCAGCACUGUAACAGCACUCCAGAGCAGUCCGUGGCUGCUCAGAGUCAACACCACCAGCAGUACAUAGAUACGUCCCACACCUUGCCUCAAUUUCCCAACCCUGACUUGGGCACCCAGCCUCUGCCUGAGCGUAUCAACAUGAAUGAUAUCAAGAAGCUGCAGACACUCUACAGAGACCACUGCGAGGCUACUUUGGAUGUGGUGAUGAACCUCCAGUUCCACUACAUUGAGAAACUCUGGCAGACUUUUUGGUAUUCAACACCGCCAUCUAGUGAUGGAAAUACCACCAUUCCCAACAGUGAUGAUGAUCUGGAGGGUGUGAUCCCCAGAGAGAAGCUGGUGGCUCUGUGUAAAUACGAACCAGUCAGACUAUGGAUGAGGAGCUGUGACCACAUCCUGUACCAGGCUCUGGUAGAGAUCCUUAUCCCUGAUGUGCUGCGUCCUGUUCCCAGCACUCUCACUCAGGCCAUCCGUAACUUUGCCAAGAGUCUGGAGGGCUGGCUGACUAACGCCAUGACCAGUUUUCCUCAAGAGAUUAUUCGCACCAAGGUGGCGGUGGUCAGUGCGUUUGCCCAGACACUGAGACGUUACACCAGUCUGAACCACCUGGCCCAGGCGGCCCGUGCCGUCCUCCAGAACACCUCCCAGAUCAACCAGAUGCUCUCUGACCUCAACCGGGUGGACUUUGCAAACGUCCAGGAGCAGGCAUCAUGGGUGUGUCAGUGUGAUGAGAGUGUGGUUCAGCGUCUGGAGCAGGACUUUAAGGUCACCCUGCAACAGCAGAGCUCUCUGGACCAGUGGGCUACCUGGCUCGACAAUGUGGUCUCUCAGGUCCUGAAGCCUCACCAGGGCAGCCCCAGCUUCCCCAAAGCUGCACGCCAGUUCCUGCUCAAAUGGUCCUUCUACAGCUCCAUGGUGAUCAGAGACCUGACCCUGCGCAGUGCAGCUAGUUUUGGCUCUUUUCACCUGAUUCGCCUGCUCUAUGAUGAGUACAUGUUUUACCUGGUGGAACACCGUGUGGCGCAGGCCACCGGAGAAACUCCUAUUGCUGUCAUGGGAGAGUUCAGUGACCUGACUUCUAUGAUGCCUUCACUCAUGGAAAAAGAUGCAUCCUUCUCUGAUGAGAUGAGUGACCUGGGCAGUGAUGCUGACGCAUCCAGAGGGCCUACUGAACCUGCAGUGAAAAGAGAGAGGAUUGAAAUGAGCCACCCACUGCAGGAGAUGUGAGUCUGGUCUGAAAGGGGCCGGAUUGAAAGCCACUACGACCAGCAUCUCUCCCUGAAAAGGUGACACUAAAGUGGCUUCGGGGCCCUUCGGGACGCAGCGGCUUUUUUGGGCCGAGCACACUGCGUCCUUCUGCAGUCAGUGUGUGCAAUGUACAUAGAGAAGAAAGUAGCAGUGUCAGUCCUCCCCUCACUAGCGUUUAUAAGGACAGUGAUUUUUCUUUCAGGAAGCUCACAUCUGUUUUUGUUUUGUUUUGUUUUUUUUACUCACAGGGGUGUAACACAGGUCUGAUUUUCUUUCCGUUUUUGUUGCAACUGUGAAUGACUUUGUGCAGUACCUUUUUAUUGGAUGUGUAACCUUGAGUGGUGGUAUGUGGUGUUUGUGAGUCUUCUCUUUUUUUUUUUUUCUUUUUUUUCUUAACUAGCUGUGCCAUAGUGUCAUUUGAGUGCCUUAGAUCACUAACUUUAAAACCACCACUACAGAUGUCAAUCUGUCCCUCAGCUGUGCCUCUACCGCAGUAUGAAUGUAUCGUCUCCAAACCUCAGACAUUCAAAGCACCUUUAACAUUGAUUAGGUGUAGGUGUGUAUACUCCUUGUUGCCUCUGCUGCAGCUCGCAGCAAACACACACAACAAAGAAAAUAAAAAUAAAAACAACAUGCAACCUACUGACCCAAAGGACCUUUCCCUCAGUCAUUCCCACCAGCUUAGCCACAGUCAUGGCUCCGUAGGGCCUCAUAGUCUCGCAGUAGUCAGGAAGGCAGGGAACUUAGUAUGUUACCUUGGCUGUGUAAGAUGUUGGUUUGUUUACCUCAAUAGAUUUCUAUGCUGUUCGGCUCAGAUGACAUGAGGCAAGUAUUAAAAAACAAAUGUAGCCACUGUUGCAGUCUGUGUCUCUCAAUCCUGUUUCAUUUCAUGUAAAUAGUUGUCCACAAAUGGUUUAAAUCCUGUGACAGCUCCUCCGUGUGCUGCACGGAUCCACAGAGUAAGUCCUGAUGCAAUGACUCAUAUGUGCAGACCUGUGGGGGUUCACUCAACUGCCACAGAGUUGGGAAUAAAAAAUAAUCGACUUAAUGGAUAUAGGAUAUUACAACCUAAACUGGAAUCUGGUCUGUCUCAUUGAGCCUCAUUUUGUGAUUAAAAAAAAAGUGGUUAUACAUUUCAUCUUCGGAAGAUAAAUCAAUAUAUGUUAGAGCGUUGGACCUGUAAAACCAAAACUCUUAGACAGAAAGAGGAUCUCGUUGGCAUCUGAGCCGGCACACGCUCCCCGACUUCAGAUACUUUGACCUCAUGCUGUUACUCAGAUUAAAGUCUUAUGUUCUGUUUGAAUUAGAUAGAAAUAUACAGUGUGUUAUUUGGGGAGUUUGUCCAUAAUAAAUUAUAUAUAUAAAUAUAUAUAUAAAUAUAUAUCUUUGUAUGAUGUAGAAAGUGUGUGCUCUGUGGCCUUCAGUCUUUGCCUAAUCUCUCUCCUCACACUGUACUUGGUUGGUCACGUUGUAUCAGAAGAAAAUGCUUUGAUGUGUAAUUGAUUAGACUGGCGUGUGUGAUAAAUUUGUUUUCAAUCUCAAUUGUUCAAUGUGUAAAAUUCAAUUAUUACUGUGGCGUUACUGCACCCGAGUACGCUAUUAAACUGUCACAAGAGAAAUUCCUAUUUAUAUGAACUAUUCUGAUUUGAUUGACAUCAGCUUUGUGUUGAAAAUUGGUUUGGUUGAUUUAUUUUUCCCCUCAGAUGAUUUUGUUGUAGCAAUGAGAAUCCUUGAGCUUGAGUUAUUUAAGGCUUUUUGUAACUUGUGCCUGUCACAGUAAUUUGCCUUCAAGUGCUUUGGAGAAAAAAAAAGUAAUUUCUGUGUGUACUUUGUAAUGUUUUGUAAGGCUGUUUUAGAUUUUUGGCGGAGGAUUAUUUUUUAUUGAACUAGAUUUGGUUCUUCUUACAAGUAUACUGAACCCUUAUUUUUGUGCAUUUUUAAACCUGUUCUUGACUACACUUUAACUAUCCUAAGGACAGAUGAUGGUCUGUAAUAAACUGCAUAGUUCAGCUGUAUUUUGUACUUGGUCACAAUGUGUAAUAAAUUGGUGUACACCAAAA
Messenger RNA from Epinephelus lanceolatus (giant grouper), 4448 nucleotides. It is a transcript of the gene rfx2, whose product is annotated as regulatory factor X, 2 (influences HLA class II expression). Gene Ontology annotation, biological process: regulation of transcription by RNA polymerase II. Gene Ontology annotation, cellular component: nucleus. NCBI's taxonomy places the organism in Eukaryota, Metazoa, Chordata, Actinopteri, Perciformes, Serranidae. Gene Ontology annotation, molecular function: DNA-binding transcription factor activity, RNA polymerase II-specific; RNA polymerase II cis-regulatory region sequence-specific DNA binding. The record is from RefSeq and is a predicted model, not a curated record.